Messenger RNA from Malurus melanocephalus (red-backed fairy wren), 742 nucleotides. RefSeq names its product feather keratin 4. NCBI's taxonomy places the organism in Eukaryota, Metazoa, Chordata, Aves, Passeriformes, Maluridae. Gene Ontology annotation, cellular component: intermediate filament. The coding region runs from base 48 to 353 and encodes 101 amino acids. Gene Ontology annotation, molecular function: structural constituent of cytoskeleton. The transcript has a single exon. The record is from RefSeq and is a predicted model, not a curated record.
CUGGGUGCUCUCCCAUCCUCUGUCCAGGUGUUCCUGCAGCCACAGCCAUGUCCUGCUACGACCUGUGCCGGCCCUGCGGCCCCACCCCGCUGGCCAACAGCUGCAACGAGCCCUGCGUGCGCCAGUGCCAGGACUCCCGCGUGGUCAUCCAGCCCUCGCCCGUGGUGGUCACUCUGCCCGGGCCCAUCCUCAGCUCCUUCCCCCAGAACACCGCCGUGGGAUCCUCCACCUCCGCCGCCGUGGGCAGCAUCCUCAGCGAGGAUGGCGUCCCCAUCAACUCGGGGGGCUUUGGGCUCGGGGCUCUUUCUGGCUUUGGUGGCCGCUACUGUGGCCGCAGGUGCCUGCCUUACUAAAGCCUGGCCGGACGUCCAGCGGGGCUGGCCUAAGGCUGGAGCUUCUGGCCAGUGUUUUUAGAGGUCCUGGGCCCCCUCGGGCCCUCCUGUCCAUGAGGGAGUGACUCUCUGGACACUUGUCCAGCCUGUCCCAGCCUCAGGAAUCCUGCUGUGAAUUAAUUUCCUUGUAUCUGUGAUUUUGCAUUUCACACUGAUGUGGGUUAAUGAUGGAAUUCCUGGCGGUCGGCGUAUGGGUUUUACUCAGGAAUUCAGGAAAGGCAGUGUCUCACUUGUUGUUUCUCAGUUUGGAUGGUUUCAGUGGCUUCUUUUCCCUUCAUAAAUAUAUAUUUUCCUUUUGUUUUUGCUGAAUGCUACUUGACUUUUUUUCAUUAAACUGAUGUUGCAUCUGA